AUGCAUCAGAACUCGAUCACGGAUUUAGGAUUCCCCGAGCGGCCUCCGGUGGUGCAUAGCGCCAGCUCAUCCUUCGGUGGACACGUCACGGUGUCCUCCGUGUCGACCACAUUCUCUCCCGGAUCCCCCACCCACACCACGCCGUCGGACCUGAUCCUCCUCUCCAAUGACCGUAAAGUGUUCUACGUUCACUUUAGUAUCAUCGUCAAGUCAGAGAACAACUUCAACUCACUGCUGCCCAUCGCCAGCUUCGCUGACCCCGCGCUCCUGAGCGCCGUUCAGAUGCCCGUUAUGCAAGUCCCGGAGAGCUCGCACGUCAUGGACAUCAUCCUGCACGUCAUCUACAACCUGUCCUGGGUGCAGACACCGGUGCCUCCAUUCGGCCAUAUGAUCGGCGCCCUCGACGUCUUGCCCAAGUACGGAUUCAGCAUCAGUUCUUUCCUUCUACCUUCCACGAUCCUCUUCGACCUCUUCGUUCGCCUGUACGCUCCCGCGUUGCCUAUGGAAGUUUAUUGCUUUGCUGCAGCUCACGACAUCAAUCACCUUGCCGUCGCGGCAUCCCCUCACCUCCUAUCCUACCCCUUGCCCGCUCUUACCGACGAGCUUGCCUCCAAGAUGGGUGCGCGCUACCUCCGGCGCCUUGUGUUCCUUCACCUCGGUAGGCAAGACGCGCUCCGGAGGCUGUUGACGACGCUUCCUGUUGAUCAUCCACCGGACCCGGAGUGCGGACCGCUCGAGCAGAAGCGGCUCGCGAGUGCCUGGGCAUUCGCAAGCGCAUACGUGGGAUGGGACGCCCGUCCAAAUAUCACCGGUGCGGAGAUUAAAGCCAUCUUGGCCCCGCUCGCAGAGACGUUAACGUGCGCGCAAUGCAAGAUGACGUUUCUAGAACGCACUUCGACGUUGAUCGCGGACUGGGGGAGAGUCAGGAUGUCCAUUAUACCUUGA
This is a messenger RNA of Punctularia strigosozonata HHB-11173 SS5, 945 nucleotides long. RefSeq lists its product as uncharacterized. The transcript is spliced from 3 exons. The record is from RefSeq and is a predicted model, not a curated record. Lineage: Eukaryota; Fungi; Basidiomycota; Agaricomycetes; Corticiales; Punctulariaceae. The coding region runs from base 1 to 945 and encodes 314 amino acids.